AUGGCUCAAACACGCUCAAUCGCACAGCAGCUGACGCGCGCAGCGCUCCCACUCGUGCGCGAACACGGCUUCACCGCCCAAACCCUCCUCGCCGCCUCUUCAUCAGUCCCGGCGGCGCCAAAACCUCUCACGGAGCACACGCUGAACGCCUUGUUCCCGUCUCCACCCAUCAAGACGCCGUCCGACUUUUCCGUCAAGGGCCUGCUGAUCGGGAACGGCGGGAAACGGUCCUACACUCGCCAGGAGCUCAUCGCUCUCGCGCGCGGCGAGGGGACGGCGCCACGGGGUAGGGAGCGGACAGGUCCGGCGAAGGCGCUCGUGGAGGAGUGGCUCAGGGAGGGCAGGGACGUCAUGGUGAGGCGAGUGCGGGAGAGUGGCCUCAAGGGCGAGCAGGCGAUGAGGCUCGGCGUGCGGGAACGGCUGCGGUACAACGAGGACGUGUUGGACAGGCUGCCACAGGCCCUAGCCCUUCUCACCGCUCCCUCCUCGACCUAUCUCACCGACCUCUCCGCCAUGUUACCAGUACCCAGUCCCGGCCAGCACCUCUACCACGUCGCACAAAUUGCACAGGACCUGGCGAAAGCGAGUGCGAGUGAGGCGCAAGGGACCGCAUGGUACUCCCUCCGCCUCCGCGUCUCGACCAUCUACGCCCUCUCCGAACUCUCCCUCCUCGCUCCCUCUCCCUCCCUCACGCCCUCAGAACGCCUAGCAGCCGCCAUCGACUACUCCGACCGCCUUUUCGACCAGAUGGCGAGACUGGGACAGGAGGUGGACAAUGUUGGGUUGUUUGCGGAGUGGGUGACGAAGAGUUGGGUGGGCAUUGCGAGGAGCAAGUUUGCGUGA
This is a messenger RNA of Rhodotorula toruloides NP11, 843 nucleotides long. RefSeq names its product ubiquinone biosynthesis protein coq9. The transcript has 3 exons. Lineage: Eukaryota; Fungi; Basidiomycota; Microbotryomycetes; Sporidiobolales; Sporidiobolaceae. The record is from RefSeq and is a predicted model, not a curated record. Bases 1 to 843 code for a protein of 280 amino acids.